Molecule: messenger RNA, 2676 nt
Organism: Solanum tuberosum (potato)
Lineage: Eukaryota; Viridiplantae; Streptophyta; Magnoliopsida; Solanales; Solanaceae
Exons: 7
Coding region: 459-1859 (466 amino acids)
Biological process (GO): chromatin remodeling
Cellular component (GO): Ino80 complex
Source: RefSeq, a predicted model, not a curated record
GCAUAGACUACCUGGGGCUGGGGAGCAAGAAGGUGAUUAGGAAGUCGCCACGUGGUUCUCUCAACUAUACAGCAACACCGCCGGUUAACGCUCGUACCUCCGUCUCCGAUGUUAUUAGGGUUCUUGAGGGUUUUAUCUCAAGGGUCCUGACAAUACCCAGAAGCGGUUUUGGGUUGGGCAACACAUUUAGGAAACAGAGAACUGAUCUAUAUCGGCGGCCUCAAAAGGAGUCCCAGUUGAAUCUGGAUUGUCGUGAUAAUUCAUCCAUUUCGUCAACGCCACCAUCUGAUAGUUUGAGCAAAGUGUCUAGUUGUGAUAAUGCUGAUUAUGGUAAUAUUUCAAGAACAUCUUAUAGUAACCUCAGUGAAGCUGAGGCUGCCGGUGAGCUUGGUGUCGAAGGUGGUAACUCCGGAUACUCCUGUUCCAGUGAUACCGAGCAAAAGGAUGGUCAGAUAGAUAUGAGUAGAUUUAGUGAAGGAGACCUAACAACAUCUCGGGCAGAGGAUCCCAAAAGCGGAACUGUGAUGUGCAGUAACCAUUCUGGACUGCCAGGAGUAGUAUCAGAUGGAGCUGGGAGUGACACCAAAGUCAAGAAAGUGAAACUCAAAGUUGGUGGUGUUACAAGAACAAUAAACACUUCUGUUGCCGGAUCCUCUUCAACAAAGUCUUCGUCCUCUUCAGAUGCCCCUCAAAAAUGGCAACCCAAGCAGAAUACAGGUGGACAUCAUUCCUCUUAUAGUGGAAAGGCAAUUGGAUUGCAAGGUAUCCCCUGGAAGGAUUUUGCUAAAAUUGGUUUUGGCGUUGGGAAAGUGGAUUCCUCUACGGAGCAGUUACCUGGGCAAAUUGCCCCUUUGAAACAAUUAGGAAAAUAUGAGGCAGCUCAUAAAAGCAAGUUUCUGCUAAAAAGACAUUUAUCAGGUGAAACAUUCGAUGAUGAAGACACUGAGAAUGACGAUGAUGAUGAGAUCCGUUACCUGGAGAAACUCAGGUUUUCCAAAUACUCUUCUGGUUAUAGUGCUGGCUAUGAGGAUGAUGAUGAAGUUGUAUACAGAAAAGAGCGGAAGAUAUCAAGGGUGUUAAGUCAAAGUAGCAAUGUUUAUGGUGCAGAUCUGAGUGAUUACAAUUCGCUUAAAGCAGUUAAAGGGAUUAAGAAAUCCAAAUCUGAAAGAGCAUCCCAGGAUUCAGACUAUGAAGAGGCAAUGGUUUCUGAUACCGAGUUAGUACCCAAGAAGAAGAAACAACUAAAGGAAUUAGCUGAUAUCUCAGUAAUUGAAAGGAGAAAAAUGGCCGUGAUUACUCGCCAGCAAGCACUUCAAACUGGAAAAGAUUUUUCUUGCAGUGCAGGCUUGAGUGCAAUUGAGUUUCCCCAUGGACUUCCACCUGCACCGCCUAAAAAACAAAAGGAGAAGCUCUCUGAAGUGGAACAGCAGUUGAAGAAAGCUGAGGCUGCUCAAAGACGCAGGAUGCAAGCUGAAAAGGCUGCUCGAGAGUUGGAGGCUGAAGCAGUAAGGAAAAUCCUAAGUCAAGAUUCUAGUAGGAAAAAGCGAGAAGAUAAAAUUAAGAAGCGACAAGAGGAGUUAAUACAGGAAAGAACUGCAACAGCUACUUCACUAUCAUCAAAUGCUAUCAGAUGGGUUAUGGGUCCUUCUGGUUCUGUUGUGAUAUUUCCCAAUGAGAUGGGACUCCCAAGCAUAUUUGAACCUAAGGCUUGCAGCUAUCCACCUCCUCGCGAGAAAUGUGCCGGUCCAUCUUGUAUGAAUACAUACAAAUACAGAGACUCCAAAUCAAAACUGCCUCUCUGCAGUCUCCAGUGCUACAACGCAGUACGUGAGAAGAUUCAACAUCUAAGUGCUUGCUGAACAGAGCUCUCACAGCCCUGAUACUGAUGGGCACUUGGACUUUAUUUGUAGAGAUUCAUGUGGUAACUGCAAAGAAAUGGUUGUGUUCCAUAUCAUCUUUGAUUCUUCUCGCAUAAUCCAGCUGGCAUAAUCUAUGGCUUCAGCUUAAAUUGUUCAUUGUACAGUUACCAAUCCAGUUAGCAUCAUUGUGCCUAUGCUCCAUUUACCAAGAUUUCUAGUAUGUGGAAAGUAGCUUCAUAAAGCCACUUAUAUAUCUGAUAACAGUCUUUUGUCCCGCUCAAUUGAAAGUGGGAUGAAUCACACAUAAUCUACUUUGUGCCUUCUGAGUGGAAAUGCUCUGAGAAUUUGUACUUGUAAGAGUGAACAAAAGUAUAAGAAGAAACCUUUCUUGGUCUCCUCUAGAACCAAUAAGAUCAGGCUGAACAUGGAUGGAAGUGCUGAGGGUGAACUCGACGAUCCGGUGUUUGGUGACAUUGUCCAUAGCAAAGGUAGCGUAUGUGGGUACAUAGGGAUUAUUGGUAUUCAGAACAGUCAUGCUGCUGAGCUGUGGAACUCAAGGAUGAAAGUUUUUGUCUAAACGUGUUGAAGUGGAAUGUCUGUGUAAGCUGUAAUGAUGUGCUGAAUAUUACUCCGUUCGAUUAAGUGCCUAUAUUCAAUAUUGUCAUUCUUCAGUUCUUUUUCUUGUUCCUGGGAAUAUGUCAAGGCACACUCAGUAUAUUCCAGCUGAGAAAUUGAAACCAAGAAUCCCAAUUCUAAAGCUGUAAACUUUGAUCAUAAAUUAUAAAUUAACAUCAGUUAUGGAGUUGAUCUUCUGGUG